CCUGAAAUGCUCUCAUUGGCCACUGUACUUGAUAGCUGUAGACACCUGACUUUAUAUUGAACAGCCCAAUUAUAAAUGGUCCAUUCUCCACUGUUACAAUUGCACGUAGACGGCUCUUUCAAGCAACAAGGAAACAAAGGAAAGGAAAGAUGCUGGCCUGUCGUUCGCUGGCUUGGAGGCUUCAGCGUUCAGUCUGGAGGGGUGUGUCCACCACUAGCCGUGCAUGCAGCGCUGUCUCUAAAGAUGCGCUCGACUGCAGCGUGCCCCAGUAUACCAACCGCCCGGAAAUCCCCCUGCCUCCGGUGCCGUUCGUCACGGACCUCAACGCCGAGCAGCGCAAGCUCAAGGAGAAGGAGAAAGGGAUCUGGACUAAUUUAACCAAGGAGGAGAAGAUUGCGCUCUACAGGAUGGCCUUCCAGCUCUCCUAUGCCGAGAUGGACAAGGGAUCCAGCGAAUGGAAGACGGUGGUGGGCGGGGUCUUUUUCUUCCUGGGCUUCACCGGGCUGGUCAUUUGGUGGCAGCGGCUCUACGUGUUUGGCGAUGUGCCCCACACCCUAUCAGAUGAGUGGGUGGCGCAGCAGACACAGAGAAUUCUUGACAUGAGGAUGAACCCUGUCCAUGGCGUGGCCUCACAAUGGGACUAUGAGAAAAAACAAUGGAAGUAGACUUGAUGUGCAGGGUCAGGCACUACACGACAAUAGGGGUAGGGACCCCUGGCCCUAGGGCGUUUAAGUCACAGUGAGAUGCUGUGACCCUCUGACCACUGUUUUCAAAAUGUUGUGAAGUCUCAACAUUACCACUCUGUAAGCUGACAUAAAGUAACACUUGAAAAAAAAAUCUCCUGU
This is a messenger RNA of Anguilla rostrata (American eel), 845 nucleotides long. Its product is annotated as cytochrome c oxidase subunit 4 isoform 1, mitochondrial. The coding region runs from base 150 to 665 and encodes 171 amino acids. The record is from RefSeq and is a predicted model, not a curated record. Lineage: Eukaryota; Metazoa; Chordata; Actinopteri; Anguilliformes; Anguillidae. Gene Ontology annotation, biological process: mitochondrial electron transport, cytochrome c to oxygen. The transcript has 5 exons.